AUGCGCUUUGUUUUUGUACAUGUAUUUUCCACUAUCUGCUUCAUAUUCUCGGUAUACGCCACAGCAGAGGAUUUUGUUAUGAAAAAUGCUGAGCCACUUGAAGAAACUGCGGCCAUUGAUGAAAAUGUAGCCAUUAAAGGAAAAGACGCCACUAAAGCGCUCACUCAUAUCAAUUCAUUGGAAGACUUUUUGGAUACGUACGACAAGAAAUUGAUUCCUUCUAUGUGCUCGUUUUUUGACUCACAGCCGAUGGAUGCCCGCGCCUCUGAAGCAUGGGAAAACGCAAAGAUGCUGUUUGCACAUUCUUGCGACCUAUCUAACAGAAAAGCUAUACUUGCAACCGCAAAGCAGUUUUUUUUACUGACUAUGUACGCAGCAUCUAGCCAGGAAACACAGCCCCCCGAAAUGCUGAAAAUUCAUAGGCUUUUAAAUAUAUGUGUUGAGAAGAUAAGUGCGCUUGAGAAGAAUGACGAAGUCACAGUGAAUGACAUGGAAAUGUUGUCAAAUGUUAUCUUAAAAUAUGUUGAGGAUAACCCCGAUGUUGCACACAAGCUUGUUGAAAUGGCAAGCUUAUAUUCUGUGGAAUGA
Nematocida major is the source of this 588-nucleotide messenger RNA. RefSeq lists its product as uncharacterized. The coding region runs from base 1 to 588 and encodes 195 amino acids. The record is from RefSeq and is a predicted model, not a curated record. NCBI's taxonomy places the organism in Eukaryota, Fungi, Microsporidia. The transcript has a single exon.